AUGGCUUACGCACAGAACCAAUACAACAUGCAGCUCGAAAACGAGCAGGUCACUCAAUACAAUUGGGAGUUGCUUGCGCAAGUUUCUAGAAAUGAUUUUCAUGUGUGGCAAGAGUUAGGAGCAAAUGAACGCUUUCAAAUUGUCAACUCGUUGAAAGGGAGCCUCUACCUGCUGAAGAGAAAAAUUGAACAGCGGCAAAGCCUCGGUCGUCUUUACUACAUGCCUAGCUUUAUCAACCAUUCAACGACUUUCGAUGUCUAUGCGCCUUGGGAGUCGGCGGCGAGAAAGGAGAUCCUGCAGGUCUAUGAACGAUACCCAAUUCUUCUAAAUGCCGCUAUCCAAAUCUGUGACGAGUCGCACAAGGACCCAAUCGUCAAAAAACUAAUUUUGGGAAUCAUUGCAGAUUCCGCGGUGAAAGAAUGGCCGAUCGAAAUGACAAAGCCAGAUAGCGGCACUUAUUACUGGGAUCGUCAACCUCUUUAUCUAAAGAAAGGUGCUAAGGCAUGCCGUAAAUUCACAAAUUAUCAAAUAAGGUUUCUCGCUCUUGUCGAAUCUGAACAAGGCGGGCUGAGCUUCCGCAGGGACGUUUUCCGUGCUGAAGCUUAUUUUGCGCUCGGGUUGGGUCCGCACCAAGUUUACGUGGAUGACCAGAAAAGGGAGAAGCUUCUAGGGGCAAUUUUUAUUAAUCAAUUAGGCGAGGAUAAGCCAGCGACGAAACGCUGCCGAGAAGCUUGUAUCAACGAAACCGACUAUCAUCGUGACAGUUUAGAGGGCGUGGAUGCGGUCUUCUUGAAAUGCAGACCUGAUCCAGAGAGCCUGGAUUCGAAACUCUGGUGCCAGUUUGGUUCCGAGGAUUCUUAUAAGCACUUCACUAUUCAAUUGGAAACUGCUAGCUUCGCUAGCCCGCAAACGGGUGGGAUGAAUAAGUAUCAAAUAUACACCGAGAUCAAACUUGUUACCCAGUAUGGAAAUUUGUACUUGGGCCAAAACGGUAGCGACGAUCCGGAUUGCCUGACGAGACCUGGGAUCAUCAGUCUGCCGUUUGAACUGACGAGCAACAUCUCAACCCAUGCCAAAACUCAUUAUAUCAAAUUUGCAUGGGGAAUAUUGACCAGUUACUAUCAGCCCAACAAUAUUCAACCCGAUAACAAGGGACUCAAGUGGGGACAGGUUCAACCAUGGAUCGUUGGAAUGAUUGCAGCACAAUGUGAAACUUACUGUCGGAAAAUGGACGACUCGGAGACACGCUCCUUCCGCCGAAUGCUGUUGCUUAAUCGUUUUAUGACGGCGGCGGGUCUAACGGAGCCACCAAAACGUUCUGAUACAUGGCAAAAGCAACGUGAACGUCUCCAGGUACUGGAGCAGGAAGUCUUCGGACAUGUGCUCACCGAUGGCGUGGUGGCCGAUCUUAAUACUUACCUACAAACAAUUGGGAAAUGGCUUCGCUAUGCCAACUUGAGUGAGAAUUUCCUGAUAUCGCAGCAAGAUUUCAAUGAUCGAUGUUGGUACGUCAGCUGGAAUGCAACCAGGUUUACCCGUGUCGAAUUUAAUCCAUGUGAUUGGCUUCUCAAUGCUGCCGAAAUCGUUGCUGACACGAAGAAAGAGCUGCACCAGGAAGCCAAUUUGACCCUCGAACUCUUCAACCAAAACUACAUCAACCUGCGCCCCGCUGACUCUGCGUAUGGAAUCACACAAUUGGUGACCGCUCGAAUGAGGGAGUUUAACCAAAAUCCAGAUGAGAAAAAUAAACGAGCGCCCGAGCCGACGCUCCUUGUGCGAAUCGAUGAAUUUGAAUUGGAAAGCCUAUGCAUUGAAUACUCCGGUCUACCGGACGAUGAUGCCUCUAAAGCAAACGUCUCCGAUCCAAUUUUUGGCCGUGUCCAGAUCUCAAAAUUACCUCGGUAUUAUGCGAAGGAUCCUCGACGUGCAAAUGGUAUUUGUGAUACGAAAGAUGCCAAGAUGGUGAUCGGAUUGAAGGCAUUCUUUAUGCAAGGAUAUCCAGCAAAAUUCAGCAAAAUUAUGAAGGUGAAUGGUGAUGGUCAUGGUAAUGGCAUCAAGAUGUUCAUCUUCCCCGUUGAGAAGAUGGGAGAUGAGCUGGCACUUUAUAAGGAUCGCGAUGAGAUCGAGGCAUUUGAAGAUCGAGAGGUCGAUCCGGCAUUGGGGCCUUUUGAAACACCGAUGGAUGCGCUCGCUUCUGCAUUGGCAGAAAAUAUGAGCUUUGUAAGGUCACAGCAAAAUGCCCAGUCGGUGAUAAAUACUCAACAAAUGAAGCUGAUGUAUGCCCAAACACAACCAUCACCAGCAUUAAAUGUGCUCAGCCCACAGUCUUUGCACGAAACCGGUGCGCGGGAAAUGGCGCAAUAUACACCAAGUUUUGCAUAUAUUCCAAUUCCAAUAGCACAGCCGGAUUACUGCACUCACACUACAAUGACCGCCAAUGGACACCCACGAGCCCAUUUUAGCCAAUUCUACCAUCAACCGCAACAACCAUAUUACCGCAUGACUCAAAAUUGGCCACCCGGCAAUUACCAAUAUCAAAUGGAGCAGCGGCCCGGCCCAAUUAAUGUGUAUCCAAACCCACAAUUUGCCCCACAAACAGCCCCAAUCCAGUUCAGCACACAACCGCAUGAACAGCUCGGCUUCACAAAUGCAGGUUUUUCCUAUGAUGAUGAUGAAAACGAUAUGAACGGUGAUGGCUUCGCCGGGAUCCUGACCCAAAACCGCAAGCGAAUGGCCCAGAAUCUCGAUCACCAAAGGCGC
Molecule: messenger RNA, 2760 nt
Organism: Mesorhabditis spiculigera
Lineage: Eukaryota; Metazoa; Nematoda; Chromadorea; Rhabditida; Rhabditidae
Source: the annotation of a GenBank genome assembly